Musa acuminata AAA Group (dessert banana) is the source of this 1889-nucleotide messenger RNA. Its product is annotated as potassium channel AKT1-like. Bases 2 to 1612 code for a protein of 536 amino acids. The record is from RefSeq and is a predicted model, not a curated record. Gene Ontology annotation, cellular component: membrane. Lineage: Eukaryota; Viridiplantae; Streptophyta; Magnoliopsida; Zingiberales; Musaceae. The transcript has 9 exons. Gene Ontology annotation, biological process: transmembrane transport; potassium ion transport. Gene Ontology annotation, molecular function: voltage-gated potassium channel activity.
AAUGGCGAAGGAGAGGAAGGCAGCGAGGCUCAGAGCGCCGCCGGUGACCACGACAGGCGUUCAUGAUGUGGAAAUUGAGCUGUCGAGGGAGGCAAGCCCCUACAGCUUGUCGAGCGGCAUCCUUCCUUCCCUCGGCGCUAGGAGUACUCGUAGGGUCAAGCUUCGGAGGUUCAUCGUCUCCCCGUACGCCCGCAGAUAUAAAGCCUGGGAGACUUUUCUUAUCGUUCUGGUCGUUUACACUGCGUGGGCGUCGCCAUUCGAGUUCGGAUUCCUUGAGAGAUCGAGGAGAGCUCUGGAGCUGGUGGAUAACGUCGUCGAUGCAUUAUUCGCAGUCGAUAUCGUCUUGACCUUCUUCGUGGCUUACGUCGACAAAACAUCUUAUCUGCUUAUAGACAGUCGGAAGAAAAUUGCUUGGAGGUACCUAUCCACCUGGUUCGUUCUGGAUCUUGCUUCCACUGUCCCUUUAGAGAUCGUCCGAAGGAUUCUACCUCGCAAGCUCGGAUCUUAUGGGUUCUUCACCAUGCUUCGGCUUUGGCGUCUCCGAAGAGUUAGCUCACUUUUCGCUCGAUUAGAGAAAGAUAGGAAAUUUAACUACUUUUGGGUUCGAUGUGCGAAGCUUACCUGUGUCACCCUCUUUGCGGUGCAUUCUGCCGGUUGCUUCUUUUACCUUGUCGCUGCAAGGUAUCAUGAUCCCAGCAGAACAUGGAUUGGGGCGUCUAUCCCCGACUUCCAUGUCCGAAGCUUGUGGGUCCGUUAUGUCACAUCAUUGUAUUGGUCAAUCACCACCCUGAGCACCGUGGGGUACGGAGACUUGCAUGCUCAAAACACAUGGGAGAUGGCGUUUACCAUUGUUUACAUGCUCUUCAACCUCGGAUUGGCCUCCUACUUGAUCGGAAACAUGACCAACUUGGUCGUGCAUGGCACCAGACGAACUAGAAAUUAUAGGGAUUCGAUUCAAGCAGCCACAGGUUUUGCUCAAAGGAACCAGCUCCCGGACCGGCUGCAAGACCAGAUGAUCUCGCAUCUCAGCUUAAGGUUCAGGAUAGAUUCUGAAGGGCUUCACCAGCAAGAAACACUCGACACCCUUCCUAAAGCCAUUCGUUCCAGCAUUUCCCACCACUUGUUUUACCCUCUCGUUGCUAAGGUCUACUUGUUCCGGGGGGUCUCUCAUAAUAUGCUUUUCCAGCUGGUGUCAGAAAUGAAGGCUGAAUACUUUCCACCAAGGGAAGAUGUCAUCUUGCAAAACGAAGCGCCUACAGACCUUUACAUAGUAGUCACCGGCAUUAUGGAUUUGAUUGAUCAUAGGAGCGGAGCCGAACAGGUUUGUGGAGUGGCAAAGACAGGUGAUGUUGCUGGGGAGAUAGGAGUCCUUUGUUGCCGACCACAAGCGUUCACCGCACGAACAAGGUCGUUGUGCCAACUCCUGCGGUUGAAUCGUACCACGUUCCUCAGCAUCGUUCAGUCCAACGUUGGAGAUGGCACCACAAUCGUCAACAAUCUGCUUCAGUAUCUGAAAGCGCAGGAGGAUCCUGUGAUGAUGCGCGAGCUGCGGGAGAUAGAGAACAUGCUGGCGCAGCAUCGAUGUAUUUGCUAUCUCAACUUCGAUGCUUGAGAGGCACAUCAAAUACGUCUAGAAAAGCUGCAUGUAAUUUUGCCUCUCAACGUCGAUUGCCACGAGAAACAAGCAGCAUCGAUGUAUUUGCUAUCUACCGCCGAAGCUUGUGCUUAUGUAGCGCUUUCUGGGCCAAAGAAUGAGCAGAACAGAUUCCAAUCAACAUGUGAAGACGAUAGAUAGAUCAAAUGUAAAUAAUUUGAUCCACUUGGAUUCCAAUCAACAUGUGGCUGCAUCGACAGGACCACAUGAUUAAUGUUAAUUUGAUUUGAUUUUA